This is a messenger RNA of Penicillium psychrosexuale, 1749 nucleotides long. RefSeq lists its product as uncharacterized. Gene Ontology annotation, cellular component: membrane. Gene Ontology annotation, molecular function: signaling receptor activity. The transcript has 11 exons. The coding region runs from base 1 to 1749 and encodes 582 amino acids. NCBI's taxonomy places the organism in Eukaryota, Fungi, Ascomycota, Eurotiomycetes, Eurotiales, Aspergillaceae. The record is from RefSeq and is a predicted model, not a curated record.
AUGGCACUGCUGAGAAGGUUGUCGCCUGCGGAGAGGGCGAGCGGCACGGACCGCAGCGACAACCCACUGCUGAAGGAACCACGGAGCCCCUUAGGGCCACGGCUGCUGAACCGCGACGAAGUUCCCUCGUGGUAUGGCCAUAAUCCAUACAUACGAACGAAUUAUAGGCCAGUGACACCGUCAACGUCUCGGUGCCUUAGCAGCCUGCUGUACCUUCACAAUGAGACUGUGAAUGUUUACUCCCAUCUCAUCCCGGCUAUCGUAACUUCGCUGGGCAAUGGGCUUCUUUAUUUUUAUUUCACAGCAUCUUUUCCGGAUGCUACCGGAGUCGAUCAGCUUGUUUUUCAUAUCUAUUUGACAACUUCGGUCGUUUGUUUUGGUGUCUCGUCUGCAUACCAUACUUUUCUUUGCCAUUCUGCCCCUUUCAGUGCUUUAUGGGGUCGCUUGGAUUAUGUUGCUAUUGUAUUCCAGAUUCUUGGUUCUUUUGUCUCCGGGAUAUAUAUGGGAUUCUACUGUGAACCACAUCUGCAAAAGCUUUAUUGGUCAAUGAUUGGCACUCUUGGCUUCUUGACUGGGUUUGUCGUGGUGCAUCCCCGACUUCAGAGCCAAAAGUGGAGACUAUUGCGAUUAUCAACAUUCGUCGCGACGGGACUUUCGGCAUUUGCGCCUAUCAUCCACGCUGCUAGUAUCUUCCCCUACGACCAGCUGGAUCAACAGGCUGGAUUGCGAUAUUACUACCUUGAAGGGCUAGUCAUCGUGAUCGGAGUCUUGUUUUACGCGGAUUCCGAUUACUACACUCUGACCAAAGAUUGGGAGCCUGAGGACUUUCAGUCUGAAACCACAUCUAUCGCCUCGACAAUCGCGAAGGGUCGGUUGGAAAAUGGCAGACGAUACCAGGCUAUGAAGGAAGAUGACUAUUGGAGUCCUUCCGAUGACCAGCAAUUCGAGGCUUUCGAAAUUGGUCAUAUGGUUUUUCUCGUGCUAGACCAUGACCGAGAGAACCCCCUCCACCACUCUCCCAUCGGCAAAUCUCCUAAGCACAUUCUGGACAUUGGCACUGCAACCGUCCGUGGCGUCGACAUCUUCCCCCCUCCGGUGACAUGGAUGCCACCGAACUGCGUACUCGAAGUAGACGAUGUCCUCCGCGAGUGGACCUGGAGAGAACCAUUCGACUUCAUCCACAUGCGUCUACUGCUAGGAGCAUUCACACCCGAGGGAUGGGAUCAAGUGUACAAACAGUGCUACGACGCUCUUACCCCCGGCGGCUGGAUCGAACAAAUGGAACUAGACGUGCGAGUGUACAGCGACGACGGCACCCUGAAAGAAGGCGGCGUUCUAGCCACAUGGGGCGAUAACUUCAUCGGCUGCUCCGAGCGGGCUGGUCACUCCCUCCUAACGCAGGAGACAAUGCGGGGCGCAAUGGAGAAGGCCGGGUUUGUCGACGUGCAGGAAAGGUUAUACAAGAUUCCUUUGGGGCCGUGGCCGAAGGAUAAGAUUCUCAAGGAGGUUGGACAGCUCCAAUAUGCCCACUGGGUUGCUGCACUGGAGGGCUGGGCUAUGUGGCUGCUCACUAAGUUUGGUGCGCCUUCGCCUUGGAGUAAAGAGGAGGUUCAGGUUUAUCUGUCCAAGGUUCGGGCUGAGUUGAGGAAUCCUCGUACUCAUGCUUAUGAAUAUGCUCGUCGAGUCUGGGGUAGGAAGCCUACAGCGGAAGAACUGGCCAACCCGGUCAAGACCGAGCCUAGUUCUUAA